CACCGGAAAGAAGAAGAGAGGCCAGCCAGGCAAACAAAUUAAUAAGCUGCAUACAUGCAUGCCAUUCCUUCUUCUUUCCAUCCAUCUAUUAUUUCCACCAACAAAAAUCAACAUAACAUAAUUUAAAGAUGAAUGACCUCUUCUCCAACUCCUUUAAACGUUACCAAGACCUUAAAAAACAGGUGGAAAUGGACGACAUCGAGGGCGGCGGAGGGGGCAAUGCCGCGGCGGGGGCAGACCUCGACAAGUUCUUCGAAGACGUCGAGAACGUGAAGAAGGACAUGAAGGCCGUGGAGGUGCUCUACAAGAAGCUGCAAGAAGCGAAUGAGGAGAGCAAGACCGCGCACAAUGCCAAGACCAUGAAGGAUUUGCGUUCCAGGAUGGACGCUGACGUGUCUCAGGUGCUGAGACAGGUCAAGGUCAUCAAAGGAAAGCUCGAAGCCUUCGAGCGGUCCAAUGCUGCCUCCAGGCGGGUCCCGGGCUGCGGCCCGGGAUCCUCCACCGACAGGACGAGGACGUCUGUCGUGAGCGGGCUGGGGAAGAAACUAAAGACGAUGAUGGACGACUUCCAGGCGCUGAGGGGGAGGAUGAACUCGGAGUACAAGGAGACGGUGGCGAGGCGGUAUUACACCGUCACGGGGGAGCAGCCGGACGAGGAGCUCAUCGAGAACCUGAUAUCGAGCGGGGAGAGCGAGUCGUUCCUGCAGAAGGCGAUCCAGGAGCAGGGGCGGGGCCAGAUCCUCGACACCAUAUCGGAAAUUCAAGAACGGCACGACGCGGUGAAGGAGAUCGAGAGGAACCUGAUCGAGCUGCACCAGAUAUUCCUGGACAUGGCGGCGCUGGUGGAGGCGCAAGGGCAGCAGCUCAAUUCCAUCGAGAGCCACGUGGCCCACGCGAGCUCCUUCGUCCGGCGAGGGACGGAGCAGCUCCAAGAGGCACGUGAGUACCAGAAGAGCUCUCGGAAAUGCACGUGCAUCGCCAUCGUCCUCGUCCUCCUCCUCAUCGUCGUCUUGCUUUUCCCUAUCUGGUCCAAUCUCUUAAUGAUCCAUUUUAGGUAGACUAGCUAGUUACAUUAUUAAUUACUCCAAGAGAUAGACACUCAUUUUUCAUUCAACUUUUUUUUUUUUGUAAAUUAGUAGAGCGUAACACGUACACUUGCAUAUCUAACUAACCCGAAAUGACCAUAUCUAAUCUGUACCAAAUCAGUAUCAUGAACAUGAUAUACGUAUGUAUAUACAACAUUUUUGUUAAAUGUAGCAAGAGUUCAAAUUUUACAAGUUUUUUACAUGGUGGUGACUAGUUUAAUUACUUUUGUUACUGUUGUUGUCAUGUUGGUGUGCACAACGCAUGGUUGUAUAAAGGGGCGUCGUGGCGGUGACAGAUAACAGCAACAACAGCAAUGGUGAGUACUCAUCAGGGUAUAGAGGUUUCGGAU
Molecule: messenger RNA, 1435 nt
Organism: Cuscuta campestris
Lineage: Eukaryota; Viridiplantae; Streptophyta; Magnoliopsida; Solanales; Convolvulaceae
Source: the annotation of a GenBank genome assembly